GCUGCACAUGCGUGUUAGACAAUGACGUACCAAUAACGGACCCGGAAAUACAACACAAAUGGUAAAUACAGUUGUGAAAGCUGUGUUGUUACUUUCUACAAGAUGGUGUACGUGUCUAAUGGUCAGGUCCUGGACAGCAGGUCCCAGUCACCGUGGCGACUGUCAUUACUGGUCGAUCUCUUCUGGGGAGUAGUGGAUUUUAUCGGCCUCUUUUUUAAGACAUUAGUUCACCCAGAUUUGAAAAAGGAUGGUAACUGUGGUUCGUCACGCUUCACUGAUGGCAGAGGUCCUCCAGGUCCGCCUGGUGGCAGAAGGCGGAUGGGAAGAGUAACCCACGGUGGAGGAGCCAGCCCUCCACCAAUGGGUGGAGGAGGAUGAGGAAGGUGA
Messenger RNA from Xiphias gladius (swordfish), 387 nucleotides. It is a transcript of the gene selenok, whose product is annotated as selenoprotein K. Lineage: Eukaryota; Metazoa; Chordata; Actinopteri; Istiophoriformes; Xiphiidae. Gene Ontology annotation, biological process: calcium ion transport; endoplasmic reticulum calcium ion homeostasis. The transcript is spliced from 4 exons. Gene Ontology annotation, cellular component: Golgi apparatus; endoplasmic reticulum membrane. The record is from RefSeq and is a predicted model, not a curated record.